Alosa alosa (allis shad) is the source of this 2822-nucleotide messenger RNA. It is a transcript of the gene daw1, whose product is annotated as dynein assembly factor with WDR repeat domains 1. The record is from RefSeq and is a predicted model, not a curated record. Bases 54 to 1403 code for a protein of 449 amino acids. Gene Ontology annotation, molecular function: protein binding. The transcript has 13 exons. Lineage: Eukaryota; Metazoa; Chordata; Actinopteri; Clupeiformes; Clupeidae.
GAACGGUAGGGAGCGCUGUGGGUUAAACGUCAGCGUCUGAACCAGCUCUGAACAUGUGCAGAUACGGCUCUGAUCACAUACGUUGCUGUGGAAACAGUUUGUUGACAGUGAAGACACAAGUUUGCUUUGUUUGUGCGAGUCACUUGGCAGAAGAAAUGAGGCUCAAACGACUUCAUAUCAGAUACUAUCCUCCAGGAAUCAUUCUUGAGUAUGUGAAGGGUGGAGAACUGAGGAACAAAUCCAUAGAUCUUCUGGAUUUAAAUCUAGAGACCGACAUAGAGAAGCUUAUCAGGGAGAUUCAGGAGACAGAGCCUCUCAUCACCGAAUCGCGGACGGACCAAAUGCGUCUGCUCCUACGCACACUGCAGGACAAAUUGGCUAAGCAAGAUGACCGCCGAUUCCACCAGUUCAAGGCGCUCCAGGCACAUAUCCUUCCACUGACAAACGUAGCGUUUAAUAAAUCAGGGUCGAGUUUCAUAACAGGCAGCUAUGACAGGACGUGCAGGAUUUGGGACACAGCAUCAGGAGAGGAGCUGCACACUCUGGAGGGCCACAGGAAUGUGGUGUAUGCCAUCGCCUUCAACAAUCCCUACGGAGACAAGAUUGCCACGGGCUCCUUUGAUAAGACCUGCAAGUUGUGGAGUGUCGAGACAGGAAAGUGCUUCCACACGUUUCGAGGGCACACGGCAGAGAUAGUAUGCUUGGCCUUUAACCCCCAGAGCUCACUGGUUGCCACGGGAAGCAUGGAUACCACGGCUAAAUUAUGGGAUGUUCAGACCGGAGAGGAGGUGGCCACUCUCAUGGGCCAUGCUGCUGAGGUCAUCUCUCUGGCCUUCAACACGGUGGGAGACCAGCUGGUCACCGGCUCAUUCGACCACACCGUGGCUCUGUGGGACGUCCCUUCAGGCAGGCGUUUGCACACUCUGAUUGGUCACCGUGCUGAGAUCAGCAGUGUGCAGUUUAACUGGGACUGCUCUCGAAUCCUCACUGGCUCCAUGGACAAGAGCAGCCGGGUGUGGGAUGCUGCAUCAGGGCAGUGUGUGGCCACCCUGUCGGGUCAUGAAGAUGAGGUGCUGGACGUGUGUUUUGACUGCACAGGACAGCUCAUCGCCACCGCAUCUGCAGAUGGCACUGCCAAAGUGUUCAGCGCAGCAACGUUUGAAUGCAUAGCCAAACUGGUGGGCCACGAAGGGGAGAUCUCAAAGGUGUGUUUUAACCCUCAGGGCAGUCGUGUGUUGACGGCGAGCGUAGAUAAGACGGCUCGGCUGUGGGACGUGCGCUCAGGUGCGUGUGUGCAGGUGCUGCUGGGGCACACUGAUGAGAUCUUCUCCUGCGCCUUCAACUACGAGGGAGAUGCCAUUAUUACAGGUAGCAAGGACAACACCUGCAGGAUCUGGCGAUGAACACGAAUGCACAGGGAAGAGGAGAGCAGUCACACACACACACACACACACACACACACACACAGACACACCCACACCCUCCACAGCAUGACACAGCAUGCAUGCCAAAAGAUGGACAUUCACAUCCUGUACAUUACACAUCCUGUAAAUACUACACAGUAGACUUCUUCAAAACACAUACACACAUGCACGCACACACACACACACACUCACCAACAGAUUACAAACACACAAAUACACAGUCAAGGAUAAAACUUCCUUCAUUGUGCAGUGGAGCAUGAUGGAAUGGACUCCAGCAGUUAAUGUCCACUGUCACGACAUCCACACGUAUUCUGCAGUGUACUGCAGCACUUAGUGUUUACCGGAAGUAUACUGCAUAGCAAGUAUGUGUGUGCAUUAGCACAGCUCAGUCUGUAGUGUAAUGUGAUUGCCCAAACAUGAACACACAGACGCACUUUCUCACACACACCUUUGUGAAAGUCCAAGCAACACACACACACACAGUCUUGCUCUGGUGCUGAGGGCUGGUGUGUGAUGGAGAGGCUGCCCCCACACUGAAAAGCACGCUCUAAGUGGACGUGCAGACAUCUUUCUUCUUUAUGGCCUGGACUGUGUAUCACUGUUUGCUGAGUGUGUAUGACUGUGCUAUACCCCACCUCAUACCUUAGUGAGUGUGAAGAUUUAGUUUGUGUAGCUGUUACUAUACUUCAUAAUGUAUAGUAGAACGACCCAUGAUGCAUCUCUGUUGCCUUAAUGUGUGUGUGUGUGUGUGUGAGUGUGUGCUGGUCUACUGUAUGCUGAUACAUAAAGUAUUGUGUAUGAAGCUUCUGUAUAUUCUAUUCAUGGGUUUCAUCAGGUCCCUUUCCACAGGUGUGUAAAAUCAAGCACCUUGAUUACAAAUGCAGACUGCAUGAUGCUUAAUUAAUACACCUGUGGAAAGAGACCUGAUGAAACCCAUUUAUAACUUUACUAGCUGAUAGUGUGUGUGCGGUUGUACCGCAUGGAUUGUUUCACACCUGUAUCUGCAAGAGAGAGAGAGUGUGUGCUUAUCUGUAACUGUAGUUUGAGAGUAGGAUGUGCGAAUGCAUUUGCCUUUAGUUUUCUGGGACUGUGGAGAGAGAUUUGCUCAAGAGAUGUUCUUCACAGUUCUUCACAGACACACACACACAUACACACCCCUCACCUGCAGGGCUGUUAAUGUACUGUGAGCACAGGUGUGACCCCGCUGCUCCAUGUGAAGAGGAGACCCCUGUGCUUGACCCUCCUGCUGGUGCAGUCAGAGCGUGGAGGAGAGACCGCUGGUCAGGUUCAUCCCGUCUCUGUUGUUACGGCUCCUACACACAGUUGCGUGCGUUGCAGUGCUGGAGACGCAUUACAUUCAAUUUACAUGGGCUCACGUCAUCCGUUGCGUCGCUCGCG